Messenger RNA from Rhopilema esculentum, 2620 nucleotides. RefSeq names its product TNF receptor-associated factor 2. Gene Ontology annotation, molecular function: zinc ion binding; tumor necrosis factor receptor binding. Gene Ontology annotation, cellular component: cytoplasmic side of plasma membrane; plasma membrane signaling receptor complex. Gene Ontology annotation, biological process: signal transduction; regulation of canonical NF-kappaB signal transduction; regulation of apoptotic process. The record is from RefSeq and is a predicted model, not a curated record. Lineage: Eukaryota; Metazoa; Cnidaria; Scyphozoa; Rhizostomeae; Rhizostomatidae.
UUUUUAUUCUUUUUUACCAGGCAUGUUAUCAAUUUGUUUUUUUUAUUUGUAAAAUGGAAAAAAAAAUUAAUUAUAAAAAUUUAGUGUUCAAAAACGAUAGAUGUGUAGUGAUUUUAAUAUUGUAAAUUAGGCCAUAUUCCUACAUCAUGCCAUCACCAUGACAUCUACCUGACAUGACAUUCCAUGACAUUCACAGCAUCACCUAGCACAGGACAUUCCCUGCACCAUUGAACACACGUUCACACAUCUAUGUCAUGCUGAUUUCUUCCCAAGUCUAGAUCUUUCCUUCUCCAUUGCACAACACAUCAUUACUCAGCACAUUUAUUUUGUAUAUAAGUAUGUUAAUUUGUAUGUGAUUCAGUCAGUCAGUCAAGUUCAGUCAAGUUCAGAUCAGAGUGAUACAGCAAUACACUGUCUCUCUCACUGGCUCCGUGUUCUCUGCACGUUAAAUAAGAUUCGUCGAAGCGAACACCAACGAUGGAAAGUCACAGGAUAUGAUAGGAACCAUUGCAAUUCUUGUCACAUAAAAGCGUUCCUUUAGAUGAAUGGAAUCCUUCUUUAUAAUGGAAGUGAGAGUCUCAAUGGGUCAGCUAUUGGCAAUGACGUUGCAAUCUUUAAAGACAAACAUGCAAAAAAUGAAGUAGAUGCACUAAAUGUGUAUUGCAGCUAUAAAGACAGUGGAUGUUCAUGGGUUGGACUAAUUAGAGAAUUUGAGGCACAUGUUAAUAGCUGUGAAGUAUAUCCUGAGUUAUGUCAGCAGUGUGGCUGUGAUGUCCAGAGGAGACAACUAGAGAGGCAUUUGGAAGAAGAAUGCACAGAGCGGAUUGCUACUUGCAGGUUUUGUGAAGGGAAAUUUCAGCAUGGCUUGCUGGCAAGUCAUUUGAAGACAUGCAUUAAAAAGCCAAUAGCAUGCAAUCAAUGCCAAAUUUCUAUGCCACCAGAUCAGAUCAAGGACCAUGAAGAUCUUUGGUGCGAAAAGACAAAGACCGUGUGCCCGUUUCAAGAGGAGGGCUGCAAAAUCGAUCAAAUCUUCGACAAGAAAGAGCUUUCAGUGCAUAUAACGGACACACUAUCGUUUCACAUUCUUAUUCUACUGGCGAGGUUAAAAGCCCUUGGACGAUUUAUAAAAGAGAUUUCGACAAAUUUGGUUAAUUUGAAAAACGAUUUAUAUCCUCGUUUGGAAAGACUGAGCCGCUUAUUCCAAGACAUAGAACUUAAAGUUUUAAGCUGGACUAACUUUUUGAAAGCACAGCUCUCAAAGCACUGGGAGGAAAUUCAGCAUGUAAAACGGACCGUAGCAGAUAAUAGAGAGGAGCUUCAAACCAUUGUUUUGCAAAAGGACGAUGAAAAGAAAUUGCUAGAUGAUAUUAGCUGUAAAAUAUUUAUCCACGAAUCUCAGUUAUCGGAGCAGAUUGGAGCUUGGACCGACUUUCAAAAACAAGUCAAGACGCUCACUGAUAGAAUAGAGGCAUUGCGAGCUUCGCAAUAUGAGCUAAAGCUAGGCCAUCAACGAAUACUUGGCAUUGGUGGGUCACCUAAUCUUCCAGCCCCUGUUUAUCCUUCGCCUGGGUCACCAGAUUACCACAUCAGCUAUAACGGUGAACUAAUUUGGAAGAUUUCAGACAUAACGACCAAGAGACAGGACGCCAUUUUGAAGAGGACAACUUCUAUUAUCAGUCCUCCAUUUUUUUCUAAAAUGCACGAAUACCAAUUAUGUGGUCGUCUUUAUCCUAACGGAGAGGGGCCAGCUAAAGGAAAGUUCAUCAGCUUAUUUUUUGCAAUAAUGAAGGGCCCGUACGAUGCUCUUUUGCCGUGGCCUUUCAAUAAAAGAAUAACCUUGUCAAUACUGGAUCAAGAGGGAGUUGAGCAUCACGAAGAGACCUUUCGGGCUGACCAAACAAGCAGCUCGUUUCAGAGACCACAGAAGGACAUCAAUAUAGCCAGUGGGUCGCCAUUCUUCAUUAGCCUCGAAGCACUGGAAACGCAUUCAUAUGUUGUUCAAGAUGUGAUGUACAUCAAGAUAAAGAUUCAUGAAGAUUAAGGAAAUUGUAGCUGCUCAUUUAAGAAGUUGUUGCUGCACGUUGCUGGACCAAUUGGGUGCAAUGCUAAAAUUUAUUAGAACUUUGACGUAAGAAGCAAACUGUGAAUGAUGACUGAGCAGCGAAUUGAGUUAGAUUGACCGAUGCUACAGUGAGAUCGUCAAGAAGGGACAUUGAAUAACAUCAUAAACGAAAGAUGAUGGGAUUGCAGCGUAAGCUCAAUUGUGCCGGAUUACGUCAUCGUAAAUAGAAGAAGCCAUUUUCAUUUAACUAUAAUGGGACUUUAAGGAAUUAAUUUUUGUUAGAUAGCAGCUCUAGAAAGUAUACAAAUAACUGCUUAACGGAUUUUUUUUACGAAGUAUGUAAGAUGAAUUCUUCCGAAAUCACAAGCUAGUUUUUGCCAUCGAUUUUAGCAUUCGUUUAUUUUUAAAGAAUGGCAGAAUAUUUUAUUAUUUUGUAAUGGCUUUAAAUAUUCAUUCGCCCAUGUAUUAAUAUAUUAAUAUUAAUGUAAAGAAAAUUAUAUUUAUUUCGACACCGUUUUAUAUCUUAUAAAGAAAGAAUAUGCAAAUAGCAAACGGAAA